CCCAGUGUGUCAGGGACAUAAUCUUUCCUCCUUUACACGUUUCUCUCCACAAAAAUACACCCAUGCGAAGAGCCAUGACACUGCAACAAGGGAUUUAAAACCAGGAGGUAAUCACGGACUCCCCAUCAUCCUGAAUUCUGGAAUUGGGUCCUGCCCCUCCCUCCCUUCCCCACCAGCGGCAGGUUGCCAUGGAGAAUUCAUCAGUGGCCUCGGCUUCCUCCGAGGCUGGCAGCACGCGCUCCCAGGAGAUCGAGGAGCUGGAGCGUUUCAUCGACAGCUACGUGCUGGAGUACCAGGUGCAGGGGCUGCUGACUGACAAGAUAGAGGGGGAUGGAGACGGGGAGAAGAUGCAGUCUAACAUUUCCCAGUGGACUGAAGACUGCAGUGAUAGGAUUGAUGGAAGCUGGUCCUCAUCAAGGGGAAGGGGCUCUUCCAAACCAAACAACCAGGAUGAAUGGGAGCACAGCAGCAACGGCAGCACUGGCUCGAGGCCCAGCUCUGGAUCAAGGCCUGGGUCUGGAUCGCGGUCUGGAAGCCGAGGAAGGAACAAUCAGUUAAGGGGCUCUGGAAAGAAUGGAAACAGGGAGGCUUCUUUCGACAUCCUGGGAACUGAUAUCUGGGCUGCCAACACGCUGGAGUCUCACGGGGGAGCUACAUGGGAUCUUCAGCCUGAGAAGCUGGACUUCACACAGUUUCAUCGAAAGCCCUUCCGUGGCACGCCAAAACACCUCCCUCACAUCGACCGUGAGGGGAUGGUGAAGGGCAAGUUUGAAGAUGAAGACGGCAUCAACUUGAAUGACAUGGAGAAGUUCCUGCCAGCAUUCAAGGUAUAUCCGCCAUUGUCCAAUGAAGCUGAAAUAGCCCACACCAAAAAACUGUUCCGAAGGAAGAGGGUUGACAGAAGACAUGUUCAUCUCAACCAGGAGAAGUUAACGGUGGUGCUGACAGCCGGUGGAAAAACAAAAGGCGAGAGGAGACAGCAGAGGCCACCAGGAGGGGGCAAAUCCCAGAAUCCUCAGCCGCAGCCGCAACAGCAACAACAGGCGCCAUCGCAGCAGCAUCAGCAACAAGUCCCGCAACAGCAGCAGCAGAUUGCAGAGCACCCCCAGAGCAACACGAAACACACCCGCCAGUAUCAGGGGCCAGGCUCUCACUCCUCAGGGAGGCAGGGCCCCGGUCACCAUGGCUACAGCCAGAACCGCCGUUGGCACCACAACCAGAAGCACGCAGUGGGACUUGGGGGAGCUGGUGACAAGGAGAUGCCCUUGAGCGGCAUCAGAAACGCCAAAGAGACUGAGAGCACGAAACCUGAGGAGCCCGUCCUCUCCAAGCCAGAACCAGAGUUUGACGGUGGUCACACUGAGGGUCCCAGUCAGCCCCAGCAGUCAGAGGGAAGGCGCAAGGACAGCCAUCCAGACAGACCGAAAGUCAAUCUACUUCAGUCCUCCAAGGAGAGAUUGAGGAGAAGGCUAAAAGAGAAGGAUGAAAUCCCUGUGGAGACCACAAACCCUCAUAGGAGCCGCAUGGACAAGCUGAUCGAGAUUCUUAACAGCAUGCGCAACAACAGCAGCGACGUAGACUCCCAGCUCACAACCUUCAUGGAGGAGGCGCAGAACUCCACCAACUCGGAGGAGAUGCUCACGGAAAUUGUCAGGACCAUCUACCAAAAGGCUGUGAGCGAUCGCAGCUUUGCCUCCACCGCUGCCAAGCUAUGUGAUAAGAUGGCCCUGUUCAUGGUGCAGGGGACGAAGUUCAGGAGCCUCCUACUCAAUAUGUUACAGAAGGACUUCAGCCGCCGGGACGAGCUGCAGCAGUCAGACGUGGAACGCUGGCUGGGCUUCAUCACCUUCCUGUGCGAGGUCUUCGGGACCAUGCGGAGCAGCGCAGGGGAGCCCUUCAGGGUACUGGUCUGCCCCAUCUAUACGUGUCUCAGGGAGUUGCUAGAAUCACAAGAUGUAAAAGAAGAUGCUGUCUUAUGCUGCUCCAUGGAGCUGCAGAGCACUGGCAAACUGCUGGAGGAGCAGCUGCCCGAGAUGAUGACAGACCUCCUGGCAGUGGCGCGAGACAAGAUGCUGUGCCCUUCUGAGUCCCAGCUGACGCGCUCCCUGCUGAUGGAGGUCAUAGAGCUGCAUGCCUAUCACUGGAACCCACUGGAGGCCCUCACCACCCAGUACUACAACAGGACCAUCCAGAAACUCACAGCUUGAGACCCCGCAUCAGAAGAGGAAGCCAGGCUGCGGGCGGGGGUUAUGGGAUAUGUGGGUGGGUGGGUUGGUGGGGGUGGGGCGGGUGGUUGGACAGACAGGAAGGCGUGUCAGGGUUACCAUCGCCACCGUCUGUGCUGAAGGGUGGGCUCGUCAUUCACACUCCGUUGAUAAUGAGACACAGCGAAGCUCAUCAGACUGAGAACAAAAAAAGAGGAGUGCGGGGCGAUGUCCCAGCAUGCUGUGAGGGAGAAAACGAGCAGGGGACAGAUUUGGGGAUGUGACUUGGGGUGGGAGGGGGGGAUUCUCUUUGCUCUUUUGUGUUCGCGUGCCAACCAGCCUCCCCUUUUUUCAGGCACCCCCGUCACCAUCCUCCAACACAAACACUUGCGUAUUGUUUCGUAGAGACCCUUUUCACAAGCCAGGGGUGUCUGCUGUCAGAGAGGUCAAAGGAGUUAGACUGGAGAGAGAAGGCAAAAGCCGGGUAUGGCAUUGUUUCUCUGUGCCAUUGUGUGCGGGCCUCUCUGGCCCACAGACUGGCUGCCAGCAGCAGAUGGCUUCAGGAGUGACAAUGGGAAGGCACGUUCCGAGUUAGAUCUUUCGAGCUGAACAAACAAGAGAGAGCAGCAAGCCGCUUGCUUUUGUCUUUCUGUCUACAUCAAACCGGGCUCGUCCAUAAUGAUGUCAUUGUUGUUAUUGAUAUUAUGAUAUUAUUAUUAUUUUAAAUCAUGUUUCGAAAAUGAUUUGAAAUUCUAGGGUAGACCUAUUGCACGGGUUUAAUUUAUUUUGCACUGUUUUAAGGCGAUUGCUUUAAAAAGAAAAAAAAACUGAUCAGUCAUAUGGGGUAGUGUCAGAAGUUUCAAUAGCUAAAGAAUAAAGGGUUGGACUAUAGGGAAGGCUUUUGACUAGAAGAAUCAUUUGAGACUAUUCAAAGAAUUGGAGAGACCAGAGGCCUUGUCAACUGCUACGUUUUGUAGUUUACCGUCACUGAAUGUACAUACUGUAAUAGAAAUGGACUAUUCCCUGCAAAUUGCAGCUUACAAAAAAGGCUUGAAAAACAUAAAAAGCAAGCAUGAAAUUAAGCUUUCUCUAGUAGCUGAAAAGCCUUCCUAAGCGUGGGACGUAAUUUAUCCAAUUUGCAGUGGAUGUCUUUGCAAGUUUUUAUAUAUACACACAUGUAUGUAUAUAUAUAUAUUUCAGAUUUGUGUUUCUUUAUUUGCAGGUGAUUAAAAUCAUUUACCAUGUAGUAUUUUCCAUUAUCCCAGCUUGAGCAAAUGUGUAUACUUCAGGCAAGUCAAAACAAUUAUUUAUGAUUUAAAGACAUCUUUAUAAAAUUAUCUAAAAUAUUGUCAUGGUUUUCAAGCAGGGUGGAUAUGUAUCUCAAAAUAUUGUGAAACAUUCUCAUUAUUUAAGAAGUAUUCUGGGGUGCCUGUGACCAUCCUACCAAAUUUAAAUUUGCAUUAGCAAUUUUAGAACCGCGCUCGGGGUGCAUUCUUAGUUUUAUAGUGCAUUAUGGGUGGAUAGUCAUGUCAUUUUCUCUAUCAACAUGAGUACAAGCCUUGAAGUGAUAUUUUAACAUAGCAUUCUUUUCUUUUUAGAGAUUUUAUAUGAUGUGGUUUUGAUGUCAUUUUACUGAUACACAUGGACAUUUAACAUCACAGUGUGAUGUUUGUACAUUUUGAGUUUCAUCUGUCACUUCAAGAGGCAACAAAAUAUCUUUUUUUAAAUCAUAAAGAGAGGUUCCAGAAGGUUGUGUUGUUGUAAGAACAUAGUCUCCCAUAACUUUUGAAUGCAGUGACCUCUGCUGCAGCCCAUUUCUAAAUACAGCUCAUCUGUGGACAGUUGGUUAUGUAGAAUGUUCUUUCACAUGAAGUUGCCUUUGAUCAGUGCUCUCUGGUCUGGUCUACUCUGAAGCCUCUGUUUACACUGAGGUAUUGGUGGCUUUUAGAAUCACUGAGAUCUAUCAAGAAAAGUCCUUAAAAUUCAUCUGAAACUUGUCUGUGAAAGCCAUUUAAAUGUUAGCAAGCAUUGUAGGACACACACCCUCCUUUUAGAUGUAGCUCCUUCAUUUCUUUCCAUGAGUAAACCUUUACUGGGUUUUCUUAUAAUGUUCAGAAUAUCUCCUGUCUUAGGUGAGAGAAACGUCCUGAUUAGUUAAAGCAACUCUGGCUAUGUGCUGCCACUACUGCAAAAAUGAAACAAAAGGCAAGUUGUCUAAUUAAAUCAAAAUUCAAGUGUUUGUCAUUAAAUGAGAGAAACAUCACUUUCAUAGCAGUAACCAAUUAAAAUUCCAACAAUGCAGUUGUUAAAUGCCUUUGCUCUUUCUUCAUUAUGUUUAGUAAAUGCAGCAUUAUUGAAAUAAAAAAAAGUUAUUUUAUAAUAUUAAGAUAUGGAUUAAAUAUGACAGUAGAACCUUAACAUCUUGAUUAGUCAUCCCUUUAAAUUGAAUAUAAAGUGUCACCAUUAUGUCUGGCUAAGGAAAUUAAGUGAUGUUUUGUCUAAGACUCUGCUGCUUGUUUGUUUGUUUUUUGGUUUCAAAGAGAUGUCCUUGUUAGAAUUGUGUUUUCUUUGCAGCAUAAACCUGUGCCGCAGGCAAGCCUGCAGUUGUAAACCAACCAAUACACUCCCUCACUGGUACAGUAACAAAAAUCUCUAAGGGUUCUCCUUGUUUAGGAAGCACAAAGAGCCAAAGUCAUAGCUUAAAGUGAGAAAAAUUCCUUGAACACCUCAGCCAUUUCACUCCUGUAUUUGUUACUGAAAUAUCAGUGAAGCAACAUAAACUGUUUUAAAAACUGUAAAGUAAGAAAUCCACAAUGUACAUGAUGGCUCAUCGGAACAUAUUCAGUAUCAGACUUUUGUGUCGCUUUAAAAAGCUUUUUUCUUUUUAAUUUUAAACUUUGUAAAUGCUGGUUUUUCUGUAUAUGUAUUUGAAAGAGACAAGCUGGCCACACUGCUUCUGGUGGCAAUGGUGGUUAGAAUGCAGACAGAGGGGACAUCUUUUGCAAAGGAAGAGUACAGUGUAGCAGGUGAAAUAUAUCAGAUUCGAAUGUACUGUAAUUGAAAGUGCUUCAGUCAUAGAGACUAACUAUGACACUAACAGUUGAGGUGCAGUCAAAAAAACGACAGCAGAACAAUUGCUGUGUGGUUUUAAUAUUAGUAUUUCUAAGAGCAUUGACGUCUCACUACCUAGUUGCAUAUCUAAAAUAUAUAUUGUAUACUGAAUAAAAAAAAAGUUCAAUGAAACCAGUUAAUGAGCAGAACAUAAACUAGUGGUUUACUUAAUUGCUGCACUGUAAGAAGGCAUUUAUGUUUUGCUGCUUUCUUUCUGGGCAAGGUUAAGUGAGAACAAGUCUGAAAUGCAGUGCCUUUUACACUGCCACAGGAUGACACAAACAGCCUGUGUGAGGAGAUUCCUUUUGACUCAGAUGGUCCAGACUGUGUUUUCAUCACAGGAUUAAGGAUUGGCUAGCAUGAACACAUGCCUAAAUAGUAAGAAAUAAAUUUAGUUAAGACGUUUAUGUUUUUUUACAGAGCUGCCAACAGCAAGACAUUUAACUGUCCUCUGUAGUUUUCACUGAAGGAUUAUCUGGGAAACCAUUUUAAAGUUACCAAAGCCUAAUCCCUUAAUUGUGGAGAGACAGCACUGAUCAUCUGCUGACCAAAGAUUUUUCUGACUAGAUAUUUUCUGUUUGGUUUAAUAUACAAUAUGCCAGGUAAAAUGAAUACACAUGGCUUACACUGUGUGAAAAACAUGGAAAGAACCAAUGCCUAAUAAUCUUUUCCAUCUUUGUGUUUAAAUUACUUAUGAGUUCCAUGUGUGUCUAAGACAUAAUACACUAUAUAAUAUAAAUGUGUUAAAUUUGUCACAUAUAAGAAUACAACAGAAAACCUAACAGCAGAAAUCUUUGUUUUCUCACGCUUUUGAUAAUGGCAGUAUUUUAUUAAUGUGACUGUCUAAGGGAGAAUUUGGUACAUGGUAAUGGAAGGAUCCAGCAGGCUUCUCUGGCAGUCUGAUUCAUUUAAGCAGAUAGGAAAAAUAUUCUUCCAGCAUUACGGAGGAGCUACAUGGUGGGCUUAUGUAGUGAAGGAGUUCAGCCUAGCACAGGCUGAGCCCAUCUUCGAUACAGGCAUCGUGGGCUAGAGCCUGGGUUGGUAGUCUGCUGUGACCAUGAUUCCUCAGUGAUGUGCAGGGUAGGUUUGUGAGAACUCAGGCCUUCAGGCAGCACAGCAGCCCCUGCGACAUUCCAGGCACCAGCAGGCUUGCGGUACCAUCAACGAAGGGGGCAUGUCUCUCCUUCAGUCUAUACGAGGCAGCUACUGUAGUGGGUCACAUGUCAAAAGAUAAAUGGGCUCGAAGUUAAAGGGUCAGAGGAGUCGGCCUACAUCUCCUCUCAUCUGCAACUGCAGGAUUCAUAUAUGUGAGCUGACUCAUUAGCACCACACAUUUGACAAUUCAAAAUUAGUUAUCUAUACAGUAUGACAGCAUAUCAAAUUGUUGUGAAAUGCAAGUUAAAAGUAUGGACAUCAAUAUUAAGCAGUGAAUUCUGAUCACCAUCGAAAGAGACAUUGCUUUUCCUUGCCAUAUGCAUUAUUCCUUCAUGUUUAUCGGAGCAUUUGGCUUUUCUCUGCCUUUUUGAAAGUACUUUGUAUAUUUAAUUGGGCUUUUAGCACUUCAGAGUGAACUGUUAAUUAUUGCUGUAGACUGGCUAGAACAGACACAUGACCAACUGCAAGUUUGUAUUUUUAAGCUUCAGAAUGUUUUCUCUCUGCUAAAUCUUGCAUCCCCUAAAAGUAUUUUCAAUUUCCAAAUGCUCAUACACAUUCACCAUUCUUACUUUUUCCCCAAGAUUUUCCUUCAGGAAUAUUCAAGGUUUAAAACACACAACAGGUUCUUACAAUGCUGACUCGUUGACUAAAGCUACCAUGAUGUGUAGUUCACAGCUUAAAGGCCAGUUAGCAAUUAUUUCUAGAUCAUAUUUUACCCAAUUGCUUAAUGAAGCCAUUUCAACUGAUAUGGAAAUACCUACUUGGAUUGGGUUUGAGCAAUGAGAGGAGAAUGUAUUUUGCUUGUUUGUGUAUUCACUGAAUCACAUUUUAUGUUUAAAGUGCCAUAUCAGGUGGACUGUGUCUUUGCAUCAGGAGCAUAAAGCCCAGAACUUGAAUCAUUCCCGACUGGCUUAGCUGUGUAGCAAAUGAAUGUUGGUCAGAUAUAUUUUUGUUGUUCAUUUGUAAAAGUUAGGAAUUAGAAGUUCGAUUAAUUGUCUUGCAUGCUGAAGCUUGUAUGGAACCUAACAAAUAUAUUUAAAUACACACAGAUAGUUCACGUUCAUUCCUGGUAGGACAUUUUAUAUUCAAUCACUUUUAUUAUUGGAGGAGGUAGUGAAAUCUAUCAUUAAGAAUGUAUUAAAGCCAAUUAUGUGCAGCCAACCUGUGACUGACUAUUAUCCUACCUCAGAGGAAUCUAAUAACGUCAAAGUCACUUAAACCUGCUGAAACCAGGAUGGCCCUCACAAGCCUCUUGGUUUGUAAAAAAGGGUUUUAACCUACAGUAACUGAGUAAUUGUGUUGACAUGUGUAAGGCGUGGAGCAGUUUUUAAAACAUAUUUGGAGCCCUGAGAGAAUUGUCUGAGAGAAUCCAGGGAAUAAUUAUAUGCAUACAAAAGCUAUCAUCCUGCCAUUGCAUAUAUGUUGGGUGAGAUUGGUAUGUUUUUUGCCAGUUACUCCAUUUUUCCCCUCACCUUCCAAAGACAUUUUGGUUGAAUUGAUUGCCGUCUCUGAAUUGUCCUUGUGCUUUGGAUCAGCUUUCUGAUGGUGGAUCAGUUCUCCUUGCGUUUAUCAUCAAAGCCAUUAUUUCAAAUUCUAAAAUAAUUUGCUCUUUAUUUUAUCUACAAUCUAGUUGGUAGUAGUUUGCUUUUUCAUUUUUGACACUUAUGAAGUUGCUUCCAAAAUCAAUUGAAUUUGAUGCCUUGCAUUUAAGCAUAAGAAAAAAAAAAUGGAAAGAAAAUAAUUUAAAACAGUUUUAAAGCCAUUUAUGGUACCUGAAGGACAUUUUUUGAAGGACAUUUUAAUAUAUACCAAGCACCUUGUUCUUAUCCAAGACAGAUAAACCAGGAUAUGCAAUCCUUUUAGCAUUAGACUUCAAGGUUUUGCUUUUCUUCAGUAACAGUAAGAUUGUAGCCUUUUGAUAGUAGUUUUUAUUUUUCUUUAUUUUUGCUGCCAGAGAAAAAUUCCAGGAAAUGUAAUGUCGAAGGCAAAAGUCUUACUAUUAUUGUAAAUUACAAGGUAAUAUUAGUUAAGACAGCAAACAUGAUUUCUGUUUCAAAAACAAUUUCAAUAUUUCAUGAAGUAAGCUGAGCUUUUAUGUACAGUAUAAGGGAACCAGAAAGUCAUAUUCUCACAUCCUGGAAUGGCAACUAGGAAAUGAUGUCAUGACCUGUUAACUUCCUGAAUUAACUGUUUAAUGAUUCUUUGGGUUUCAGUUGCUGACUAAAGCUGAACUUCACACAGUGAAGUCUCUUCCAUGUUGAGAUAUGCGUUGAGCACCUGAAUGUGUUGAGUGUUUUCCAGUGGUGGAAAGUUAGGUUUGAAGUCUGCCUACUUUGCCAGACUCAAAAGAUUCUAAUUAAUAGAAACAAAGGACUACAAUGCCUAGGUUUCAGACUAGCAUAAUGCAGGGCCUUUUAACUCCAAAGGUGUCAUCUGCAGAGUGUAUCCAGUUCAUGUUAAGCCAUCUAACACUGACGAAAGGGAUUCCUAUAGUAAACCCUCUGGUUCAACUGGCUUGGACUACAAAUUGGUUUGAAUGUGAGCCCUUCAUCUGCAGCAUGUUGUGAAAAUUGGUCAUUUUCAGAGUAAUUAAUAACACAUUUUAAUGGAGGUUGAAAUGUUUUCUGUUUUCUCGUGGCCCACUUCUUGUUGUGAGUAUAACGUUAAGUGAUUUGUUUUUUUAAAUACUUUUUUCAUCAUUUAAGUUAUGCAUCUAUAAUAUCGUUGUAUUAUGUGUGCUUUUAUACUAUGGAAACUAUCAGCACGCAGCACCAGGUUUAACAUAGAUGUUGCAAGAGAGUUCCCUGGUGCUUUGAGCUGGAUGUAUGCUUCAUCCUGUUCUGGUCUUCAAAGCUUGCAGUUAGAGAAUUUCCCUCCUUCUGGAAUAUGUGUAUAUUAUUUAUUAAACAAUGGAAUUAAAGUUUGAUGGUUAUGAAUAUAGGUAUCUGAAAGUACAGGACUGGCAGCUUUGAAGACUAUGGUCCAUUCCAUACACUCUGUGUGUAGGUUCAACAUACCAAAUGUUCUGUUUUCCAUUCAGGGUGUCCAAAUGUGUGGUCUAAUGUCUAAAUAAACAUUGAGUUUUUUUUUUGAGAUGGAAGUCAAUGUUAAUUUAAUCUUGCUGUAACACUUGCCAUUGCCACCCAUACAUUGCAUAAUGAGACCUCGAAGGACAACCUCCAAUCGCCGUGCUAGCCAGCAGCUAAAGCACAGUAAAGAGAAAAAUGCAGUAACAAAUGGGGAUUACAUUACUAGGAAAUGUACUAAGCAGUAACAAACUGGUGGCUAUAUUACUUGGUUUUCAAAUACAUAUACAGUCUUUUUUUUAGCAAAUCAAAAUUUAUAUUAAAUGAUUUCUGUAUCAUGGCAUUAGCAUGUCUUCUUUAUACAGUUUGCAAUUAGAGUGAGAAAUGUUUGAGGUGUUCUAAGACUAACAGCAGGAAGUAACACCUGAUGGGUUGGUUGCUACACUUUAGUACUUGUCUAGCACUUGUAGCAUUCUGCCCUGCUUCCUGACUGUCUCUGUUGCUUGGCAACAUGAACUUCAGUGACAAUCUUUAGCUUGUCUCUUUUGGCCUUGCUAGAAAUUGCCAGUUAUUUGUGCACACUCAGUGUAACUUUGCAGUUUUGGGAGCAGUAUGUUGGGGUUUUUUUAACAUUAUGGUCAGUUUGGGAAUUUUUAAAAAUAUUGUAAGUGCAAUUUUCAGGCAAAAUUCACAUCAUAAUGUUUUAAAAAAGGAGUUUUCAGAUUUGCUUUAAAUUGAAGUGCAUAAAGUUGACUCAUGGAGUGCUGUUUGAUUCCAAACAUUGCAUUAUCCAUGGGUCAAAAGACUUGAUAAAUAUGGCACUUUGUGUACACAAAAAGUAUCUAUUAGGUUAUCAAAAUCCAGAUUUACAGUUUUGAAAGAGGACAGCAAUGUAAUGUAUUCUUUCACAUUAAAAUAACAAUCUUUUUUUAAGUUGGAUCUAUGGUUGCUUUAAAAAAUAAGGUGGCUUGUUUUGCUUUGUAAUUUAGAAGGCAGGAUUUUCCUCAUCAUAAUCUAGAAGAUUAGCACAACAACUGACAAAUUUGUGUUACUCUUUUGGUUCAUUUUUUUAAAUAUAGGACAUGAUCAGACAAUGAAAGUCUAAAGUCAGAAGUCACCGUUGACUGUGAUCUAUUUCCAAAAUGAAGGCUGGGAAAAGGGGAAAACAGGAAUUCAAAUUUUGUGGAGGAAAAAGAGACCAUUGUUUUUAGAGGUGCUGCUCCUGAAAUUGUUAUUUUCUAAAUUAAGAGAGUAACUCUAAAGCCAUUCUCUUUUCAGGUUAAAGUGUCUCUUUGAAUAUCAGUCAGCUGAAGUGCAGUGCAAAACAUGUAGAUGCACUUCAUAGUGGCCUCUGAACUAUUAUUGGGACACUAUUAUUGGCAGGUUUGUUUUUAUUUUUUUUAAGGUUGUUCCAUUUUAAGAAGAAAUUGAAAAUGCCUGUAAACACUAAUUGAGUUUAUUGAAUGUGGAGCUAACUAUUGUCACAUAUAAAGAAAUUUAAAAUGGGUUAAAAGGGGGCUCCCUUCAGUCUUUUUUGUCUUCUGUCUGAGCUCUACAGAUAUUGUUAAGCAUCACAAAUAACUUUUUUAAAGAAUUACCAGAUUCAAUAGAACAACAUUUUAGGAACCCGCUGAGUUUGUACAAAGUAAGUAAGCUUACUUACUAAAAUGGCAGCCUAGUAGUCCUUCAAGUGGACUUCACUUGGAGUACCCUCACUGCCGUUAUUUCAUAAAUCUGUCUUUAUCCCCAUGUUAACGUAAUUGCAGACAGUGCUGUACAAGGCUGAUUUUGCAGGGCUUCAUACAUUAAGCACAGUAACCUUAAAAAAAAGGUGUCCCAAUAAUCAUCUUUAUAUAUGAUGGCAAGCUCAGCUCCAGACAAGUGGUAACUUCAGUUAAUGUCACUAUUUGGUGUCAUUUAUUACCAGACUUUCAUUGUAAAAAAAUCAUACUACAGCAGUAAUGUCUCUUCAAGCCUUUGUUGAGAGAUGAAAAUGUAAAACUUGUGUGUCUGACACAUUGCAUAAUUCUGGCUAUUUUUUGCACACAACAAUUAAAAUCAUUCAAUGCAUACAAGCAAGAAAUCCAUGCAGAGUUUAUGCACUGUGAAACAUUUUGUUUUGUUAAGAUACACAUUUUCCUGAAUAAAUACUUAGUAAAUAUUAAUGUUGGGGGAAAAAAGUUGAUUAUUUUGUCUGGAUUGAAGCAUACACUGGUGAGGUGCUGAGCUGCUUGAGGAUAUGUGCCUGUUAAGCACAAUAGAUUGUAUGAUUUUAGCUUUCAGUUAAAACCUUGGGCUUCACUGAGAGUUUAGGAUGUGUUGACAGAACAUCUUGGAUAAUACGAAUGGAUACAUCUGAUUGACAAAGCAGGGUGCAGUGUGAGGUAUGCUGCUUUGCGUGUGCAAAUGUAUUUAAACCUCCAUGCUACUGCAUGCCACUAGAGGUGAAUGUGUCUUCGCUAUUUACAAGGUAUGUCCUUGUUUGUGAAAUUGUACCCCCAAUGACACCUCAUGGUACAAAUAAAUAAUGAUGUGGCUACAAUUUGUCUUUGUCAUCAUCUUCACAGACUUUUUUGAUGCAAUGAAAUCAAUAUUUAGAGUUUCAAAUGCAGAUGUUUUAUUUCUCUCAUUACUUUACAAAUACAUCAAUAUGUGGUGCAAGGGUUCUAAGCAUAUUUCAAUUAUAGCCAUUUCCAAAAUUAUCUUAAUUACUGUUAUUAAAAUUUGUUCUAAUUUAUUUAAUCAGUGAUUUCAGGUCAUGGGCUGUCCUAACAUUUUUGCUAAAUAUGUUUCAUUUACAGUACAUAUUUAAUCAAGUCCAGAUCCUCAUUCAUUUUAUUUUAGUUAGUUGUGCAAGGCUUAACAGCGUUGGGCAAAUUCUGAGACAAAACGUUGUCAUCAAAAAGGCAGGACAGUUUAUUAAUGAUAAAGAAACAUUCCAAGACGGAGCACAAAUCCAUUAUCUGUUGUCUCCACUAUAAUAAAGAUUUUCAAAUUUGAUUGCAAAAAAAAUGUAGACAAAAAUUCUGCUUUAAAGUAGAAAAAUGUCACCAUGCCUGUUGUUCUGUGGCUAUCAGGCCAACUUGAUGACAAAGUGGCUCUUCCCUUAAUAAUGUUUGGACAGCCCUGAUUUUGCUAUAACAACAUGCAAAAGUAAACAGAAAAGCAGAAAAGCUUGCAGCAUUACCAGCUCAUUUUACUGCUGAAGUGCUUGUGAAAGGAUGAACUCAGUGAACCCAGUUUUUAUUCAUUUCUUCCCUCCUGUUUUGUUUGGGGUUUUCCCUCAUUUUCUUUUGCUUUCCGUGACGUCAUUGAUAGCAUGACUAAAUACCUCAGUAUACAAAAGAAAUGUUUUUAAUUUUUUGCACAUUUUUCAUUUGUAUGUAUCUUGCUAUUGUAAAUGUAUGCAUUUUAAUAUAUGCAAAAUAAUGAAAUUGCUUAAAGUUAUCUUUUUUUUUUUCGUAUGGACUGAUGCUGAAUAGUGCUACCAUUUAUGAGGAUUGUUGUGAAGGUGAUCACAACUUUCAUAUAUUAAAAUUCAAUUCAGCCAUGA
Messenger RNA from Lepisosteus oculatus (spotted gar), 13049 nucleotides. It is a transcript of the gene ctif, whose product is annotated as CBP80/20-dependent translation initiation factor. Gene Ontology annotation, molecular function: translation activator activity; RNA binding; protein binding. Gene Ontology annotation, biological process: regulation of translational initiation. NCBI's taxonomy places the organism in Eukaryota, Metazoa, Chordata, Actinopteri, Semionotiformes, Lepisosteidae. The record is from RefSeq and is a predicted model, not a curated record. Gene Ontology annotation, cellular component: cytosol.